AUGUACAGUCUUGACAGCGGCCAACAGAGAACUGCUUGGCCGUUAAGCCUGAUUGACCAACACCCCAGUCAACCUAACAUUAAGAGCACCCUUGUAAGUCUACUCCGGGAAUCCCUUGCCCUUCCUGCCCUUCUUUCAUCCAUCCAUUCUGAGCCGGAUAAGGAUCACGUUGUCCAGCUCCUUCACCAGCUCCUCCUUACAAUCAUCAACUCAACCCCUCUCAAUCUUGAGCUUUUCAAGCAGUUGUUGGACGCUGGCCAGCUUGAAAAUUGGAGCUUGAUUGACGAAAUCUUGAAGUUUGUCAAUCCUCUCCUGCUAUACCUAGAUUCAAGUAGGUCUGGCUACAAAGACUUCUUGGACACCAGCCUUGUACGAUGA
Messenger RNA from Puccinia graminis f. sp. tritici CRL 75-36-700-3, 378 nucleotides. RefSeq lists its product as uncharacterized. The record is from RefSeq and is a predicted model, not a curated record. Lineage: Eukaryota; Fungi; Basidiomycota; Pucciniomycetes; Pucciniales; Pucciniaceae. Bases 1 to 378 code for a protein of 125 amino acids. The transcript has a single exon.